UCAUCUAUAAAACUAUAACCAGAAUUUGAUCGCAACUAUCACCAGAACCCCAUCAAAUCCUUCACCAAUGGCUCAUGGUUCCGCCACCCAAACCCACUCGAAGCUGCUUCGAGUCAUGGCUAUGAUCAUACUAACCCUGAUAUUCCUUCUGGGUCUAGCUGUGCUAAUCACUUGGAUAGUAAUCAAGCCAAAACAACUUGUUUACACCAUUGAAAAUGGUUCUGUUAGUAACUUCAGCCUAAAGUACAACCACCUUAGUGCUUCAUUUGAUUUUGUGAUUAGGGCACGUAACCCUAAUCGCAGGAUCUCUAUAUACUAUGAUUCUAUCGAUGUUUCUUUAUCUUAUGAUGAUCAAACCAUUGCAUUCAACACAUUGGAUCCAUUUCAUCAACCCCGAAGGAAUGAGACUCAACUAGAGGCAAAGCUUGAAGCUAGAGAUGCUGCAUUGUCUAGUGGGUUGGCUAAGGACUUGAAGAUUGAAAAAUCAGCAGGAAAGGUGCAGUUAGAUGUGAGAAUCAAGGCAAGAAUAAGGUAUAAGGUUGGGAUAUGGAAAUCUAAGCAUCGAACUCUUAGGAUUUUAUGUCCAUCAGUGAUGUUGCAUUUCUCUUCUUCAGAGGUUGCCCAGAGGACUUUCUGUGUCAUUGAAAAUUAGCUCAGUGUUCAUCAAUGUCAUGAUUUGUUGUGUAGAAAUUAAUUCUUUCUUUUAUCUUUUCCUUUUUUUUUUUAAUUUCGUUUCUAUUAAUUGUUAUUCUAUGGAUUUGGUAUGAUUUCUUUUUGUAUGUGAAUUUUUUAUAUAUAUUCCAAAUGUAUUUUAA
This is a messenger RNA of Manihot esculenta (cassava), 815 nucleotides long. RefSeq lists its product as uncharacterized. The transcript has a single exon. The record is from RefSeq and is a predicted model, not a curated record. Bases 68 to 652 code for a protein of 194 amino acids. NCBI's taxonomy places the organism in Eukaryota, Viridiplantae, Streptophyta, Magnoliopsida, Malpighiales, Euphorbiaceae. Gene Ontology annotation, biological process: defense response to other organism.